This is a messenger RNA of Toxotes jaculatrix (banded archerfish), 537 nucleotides long. RefSeq names its product transcription factor HES-1-like. The transcript is spliced from 2 exons. Gene Ontology annotation, biological process: regulation of neurogenesis; anterior/posterior pattern specification; regulation of transcription by RNA polymerase II. Gene Ontology annotation, molecular function: RNA polymerase II cis-regulatory region sequence-specific DNA binding; DNA-binding transcription factor activity, RNA polymerase II-specific; protein dimerization activity. The record is from RefSeq and is a predicted model, not a curated record. The coding region runs from base 1 to 456 and encodes 151 amino acids. NCBI's taxonomy places the organism in Eukaryota, Metazoa, Chordata, Actinopteri, Toxotidae. Gene Ontology annotation, cellular component: nucleus.
AUGAAGCCAGCACAGAUCAGAUUCUCUCUACAGAGACCUCCACAGCACAGAGAUCCAGACAUGGCACCUACAAUCACUGCAGCAAUGACCAACUCUCAGGACCAUCUGACUCUGACCCACAAGCUCAGAAAGCCUCUGGUGGAGAAGUUACGCAGAGAGCGAAUCAACAGCAGCAUUGAGCAGCUCAAGUCUCUCCUGGGUCCAGAGUUCCUCAAACAGCAGCCAGACUCCAAGCUGGAGAAAGCAGACAUCCUGGAGAUGACAGUUUGCUUCCUGACACAGCUGCAGCAGCAGAAUCAGCAGCACAGAAGACUGCUCAACCACUUCAACAAGCUGCAGUCUUCCUCUGAUAACAACCUGACAGAGGCUGACUUCUCUCCUCUGAGCUCCACAGUCCACACCAGCAUCACCAAAGAGAAGAGUCCAGUCAACGGCGCCCUCUGGAGGCCGUGGUAGAAACCUACAGAUUCAAGUUACUCCCAGUCAAACUGAGAUGACCAUGUUGGUCAAAGAUUAAUGGAACUGAAUUCUAUGAAG